AUGUCUUACAUAGAAUCACAGUUUCCUCCUCCGCCUUUGGAAAAUAUCAAUUGGGCUGCUCUCGGAAGUGCCAUUACUGAAGACAAUGGCCACGUCGAAUGCCGCUACGAUGUCACGACGGGAGUCUGGACAGAGCCUACACUCAUUAAAGAUCCUUACAUCAAGGUCCAUGGUUUGGCGCCAGGACUGAACUACGGUCAGCAAGCCUAUGAGGGAAUGAAAGCGUACCGCUCCCCAACAAACACCAUCAACGUCUUCCGCCCACAGUAUCAUGCAACUCGCCUCGCCAACAGCAGCUCCUGCGUAUCCAUUCCCCCCAUCCCCGAAAAGCUAUACCUGGACGCCGUUAACCUAGCCGUCGCCCGCAAUGCAGCUUACGUUCCUCCACACUCCGCAUCCGCACUCCUAUACAUCCGUCCUGUAGUCUUCGGCUCUGCUGGUAAUCUAGGCCUCACGCCACCGAGUGAAUACACUUUUGCAGUGUACACGCAGCCAGGCAAUGCCUAUCAUGGUAUCAAGCCCAUGCCAGCAGUGGUGAUGGAAGAGUUUGAUCGGAGCGCACCGCGCGGCACAGGAGGAUACAAAGUGGGGGGUAACUAUGCGCCGUGUAUAAGAUGGCAGGGUAAGGCGAGGCAGAUGGGGUACGGCUUGACGCUGCACUUAGAUAGCAAGACGCAAUCGGAGCUGGAGGAGUUUAGCACAUCGGGUUUUGUCGGGGUCAGGAGAGAAGGGGAUGGCAAAACUACGUUGUGCAUACCAGAUAGUACCAACAUCGUAGACAGCGUAACAAGUGAUGCUAUUGUUGCUAUUGCGAAGAGCUUGGGUUGGACGGUCGAGAAGCGCAAGAUACACUACACCGAACUCCGCUAUCUUACUGAGGUACUAGCAGUGGGGACUGCUGCUUCUAUCGUACCAGUUGCAUCAAUCCACCGACCUUCCACCGAUGAGACCUUUGUGUUCAAUCAUAGUGGUGAGGGUAGUGCCGAGAACCCUGGGCCUGUGUGCGUUCAGCUGAGCCAUAUCUUGUUGGAUAUUCAGAAGGGCGUUGUUGAAGAUAGCUGGGGAUGGAGAUCGGAGGUUACUGAUCCUGAUGCAGUGGUGAAUGGUAGUGAGCCGACGAAAGAAGUCCAAGAAGUAAAUGGCAAGCAUGAGAAGGAGGUCCCAGAAGUGAAUGGCAAGGAGCCAGCGAAGGAAACACAGGAGGUAAAUUGA
Venustampulla echinocandica is the source of this 1212-nucleotide messenger RNA. RefSeq lists its product as uncharacterized. Gene Ontology annotation, biological process: branched-chain amino acid metabolic process. Bases 1 to 1212 code for a protein of 403 amino acids. Gene Ontology annotation, molecular function: branched-chain-amino-acid:2-oxoglutarate transaminase activity. The record is from RefSeq and is a predicted model, not a curated record. Lineage: Eukaryota; Fungi; Ascomycota; Leotiomycetes; Helotiales; Pleuroascaceae. The transcript has 4 exons.